Molecule: messenger RNA, 3950 nt
Organism: Octopus bimaculoides (California two-spot octopus)
Lineage: Eukaryota; Metazoa; Mollusca; Cephalopoda; Octopoda; Octopodidae
Product: DNA repair protein RAD51 homolog 2
Biological process (GO): double-strand break repair via homologous recombination
Cellular component (GO): replication fork; Rad51B-Rad51C-Rad51D-XRCC2 complex
Molecular function (GO): ATP binding; ATP hydrolysis activity; four-way junction DNA binding
Source: RefSeq, a predicted model, not a curated record
CCCCACUAAAAAAUUGAGCUUAUGUGACAAGAGAUUGGAUUAAAAGAGUCAGAUCCUUUUGAUUCAAUACUUCAACACAUUGUUGACGUUUGGCUUCCUCAACAGGCAUGGAUUUUAAUCGUGAAAAAUACGAUAAAGAAGUGGAAUACGAAAAAUUUUCUCUCUAAAUGCAGAUUACAAGUAUUUGAAAGUGGAGAAUAUUAUAACAUGUCGAAAAAUAACGAGAAAAAAAAAAUUUGUUGUGGUGGUUGUUGUUCUGAAGGGAGAAUGAGCGGAUUAAAAAAUUUUCUUUUUUUAAAAUGUCAGCCCCACUUCCCCACCAGUAUUUGGGAAUGUAGAAACGUAGAAAAAUCCCGAAAGAAGAAAAAAAACAACAACAAUGGAACGGAGUAAUUCCGAUUUAUGUGUUACAGCUAUUCCGAAAGUCCGUACGAGGAAUGUAACAUACAGGCGACUUAUCUCUGAAUAAAUCCAUUCUAAAUACUAACUCAAACGAGCUUUUUUCAAACGUUUAGACACUAUAAUUUCUAUUUUUUUCCAAUAUACAUGUCAUUAGCUAGCUUAUUUAUUUAUUUCGUUAAUUUAACUAAUUAGUUGACGUAGAACAUCAUUAUAUCCUAUGAUUUAUUUUACGAAUCGGACAGUUUUCGUUUUACACCGAUUAAUGCCUGUACCGGUGUAAGCAUUCCCACUUUCUAGCCUUUUAAUCAUCCUGUUUAUGGAAUUAUUUAUAUUUUGCUGGAUUUUACCCGUGGAAAGUCCUAGGUUAUGGCACUGAGGAAAAUUAAGAGGACUUCACACAACUCUGACGACGUAAAGCGACUCCAGCAGCAAAACCUCAGGACUUGUAAAGAUGUGUUAAAUCGAUCAACUUUAGAAUUGUUCAAAAUAGUAGGUAAAAGCCAGUCUUCAGUUGAGGCACUUAUACGAAAUGUUAGUUUACUUUGUGCUCCGAAACCUUGCACUGCAGCACAACUAUUAGAAAAGAGAAAGCUAAAGACGAGCACACGUCCAUUUUUCGCCACAUCACUGCCGGAUUUAGACAAAGUGCUCCACGGAGGAAUUCUUAUUGGAAGUAUCACAGAACUGGCGGGACCAGCCGGGUGUGGGAAGACUCAGUUUUGUAUGAUGUUAUCGUUGUUGUCCACAUUGCCGACAGAGAUGCGUGGUAUGGCUGGUAGUGUGAUCUACAUAGAUACAGAAUCAACUUUCAGUGCCAGCAGAUUGGUGGAAAUGGCCCGAAACAAAUAUCCGGAUUACUUCAACGAUGAAGACCGUUUGAAGAAUCUUACAGAGAACGUCUUGGUCGAUUUCCAUUCGACUUGUGACAGUUUAGUAAACAGAUUUCAGGAACUUGAAAUGGACAUAAUAUCUAAGAAGGUGAAAUUGCUUAUAGUUGAUUCGAUUGCUUCUUUAGUUAGGAAAGAAUUCGGAGGACAUUUGGAAUAUAAUAUGGCAGAGCGAGCAAAUUUCCUUACUAAAACUGCCGCCUUACUUAAGAAUAUUUCAGAAUCUUUUCAGAUACCGGUGGUUGUCACCAAUCAAAUUACAACUAGGUUGGCAACCACUUCUAGAGAUUUUCAAACUUGUAACGCGGGGAAUGCGUAUGCGACAGUAGCAUUAGGAAAUACUUGGAGUCACAGCGUGAACACACGUCUAAUAAUUGAAUACGUAGAUUCUGUUCUUCGGCAGGUAAUGGUAGCUAAAUCUCCCAUUGCACCUUUCACAUCGUUUUAUUACACCAUUCAAUCUGCCGGAAUAGUGCAAGAGAAAGACUCUGCGUACCAUUAUUAUGGCACUGACCCAACUGUCCAGCGAAUUCGUGUAAGAACUGAUGUGUUUUGAAUCAGAGUCAACUCCUUUAGCACUUGCGAUAUGUUGAAAACAAGUUUUCACUCAACCCCGAUUCUCCGGGUAUCCGUUAUCGCCAAGACACUUGUGUUCUGUACAAAUUGAUCCUACAUCAAUAAGAAAUGUUACGGGUAUUUACGUGUCCGAUGAUGUUAUCUAGGUUUUGUUAUUUAUUUUUAAACUUAAAGUGAUACCACCAUAUAACCUUGUUUCUGAGAGGCAGAGGUCUCUAAAAAUACCUUAAACCUUCCUUCUAUUCCUUAACUCAUUAAAAUAAUUAUUCACCAUUUCAGUAGCUAAAUUUAAUCACGAUUUUCAUUAGCUAAAUUUAUCUACGAAAAUAGUCAAGUUAGUACUGUUAUAUGUAAUAUAGUGAAGAAAGAAACUAAUUAAAAAUAACUAUGAGUAGAAAACAUUAGCUCAGUUCUUAAAUUAAUGCACUGUCUUAUUCAAACCAGGAUAAUAAAAAAAUUUUGAACAUCAAACAUAUAUCAAUGUUAAAUAAUGUUUUAAAUUUUAUUGAUUUUUCAUUAAUCCCAACUAAUGUAUAAAUCAUCUUUUUACAACUUUUCACCUUGCUGAUUUUUUUUGCUAUUAAAUUCUAAUUUAUUGUAGGGUGGAGGUAAAGAUUAUGCCCCCCCUUGCGAUGUUUUUUGGGGGUGGGGGUAUUUUUUACAUGAACACACUAUAUCGAGGGUGGAGAUUCCGAAUCUGCAAAAAAAAAAAAAUAUGUAUUUCAAAAUUUAAAUCUCCCCACACCUAAAUUUCUUAAAUUUUCACUUUUUAUAAAAAUAAAUUGGGGCAAAAUACCUAGAAAAAUAUGGAGAUUAUGAUUCUGAAAAAAAAAAAAAAAGAAUUGUAAAAUUUCAAUUUUUCAAAAAAAUAAAAAUAAUAAACACCCCCUCCCCUUCGUCCUAUGACAAGAAGUGAAAUUAAAGUGUUUUCUCUACUAAUGUUUCAUGCAUGCAUAGAAUUAUAAAAUUGCAGGCGCAAAAAGUAUCUAAACAGAAAACCUGACAUGCUAGAAAAGCGUUUUCAAAAUUUAAAUACGAGUUACCAAAGAAAGAAAAAUUUCAAAAUUUAAACCCGCCCUAACCGGAAAUCUGACAAGCUAGAAACAACAGCCAAACUGAGGAUCAACUUUCUAAAUACGAAUUACUAAAAAAGAAAAAAAAAAUUUUGUCAUUUUGUUGUGUGUGGUGGGUGCAAAAAAUCUAAUUUUUACAUACCUCACUUAAUUCCAAGAGACCCUCAACCACAUGUUCGUCAUGAAACAUUAGUAGAGAAAACAUUUUAAUUUCACUUCUUGUCAUAGGGCGGAGGGGACGGGGGUUGUUUGUUUUUAUCUUUUUUUUUUUGUUUUUGAAAAAUUGAAAUUUUACAGAAUUUUUUUUUUUUUUUCUGAAUCAUAAUCUCUGUAUUUUUCUACGUAUUUCGCCAAAAAAUUUUAAAAAGGAAAAGUCAAAAUUUAAGAAAUGCAUUUUUCUUGCAGAUUCGGAAUCUCUGCCCCUCAAUAUAGUGUGUUCCUGUAAAAAAAUAACAAAAUUCAGUUUCUGCUGCUAAAAUACAAAAAUAACCAAACUCUACCUCUUACAUAGCGAGAAUUUCUCAAUUUUAUAUUAACAUAGGAAAAUCGCUGCCCGGGCAGCUAUAACAGUAAUUCUAUUUCCAUAUAUUUUUAAAGUCAUUUACCAUCACUAGUGCUGUAUUUCUGUAUUUCCGUCUACCAAAUCCAUAGUAGCAGACACUUGCCCAAGAUGCCACGCAGUGGGACUGAAUCCGGAACCAUGUGGCUGUAUGUUGAGGUGUAAAACAAUUGCAUUCCAGAAGAGUUAUUGUAACCAUGAAAAAUACAUAAAUAUACACACACGCUAUUACUCUAUUAUUUUGUAAUAGUGAUGGUGGGUGGGGCAAACUGUGUAGUUUCUAAUUCCUCACUGUUUUCUCCCUACCUGUUUUUAGGAGUAAAAAUUGGUCUGCUUGGUUGUUGAAGUUGAAAGUUUGGGACAGGUGAUAAGUACUUAUUUUUUUUUCAAGAAAUUUUUCCUCAAUUUUGAUCCAAUUGUAAUUGAAGUUGCUAAUAAAAUAUCAGGACAAUU